Messenger RNA from Rhizoctonia solani, 1317 nucleotides. Its product is annotated as extracellular matrix protein 14. The record is from RefSeq and is a predicted model, not a curated record. Gene Ontology annotation, biological process: proteolysis. The transcript is spliced from 9 exons. The coding region runs from base 1 to 1317 and encodes 438 amino acids. Lineage: Eukaryota; Fungi; Basidiomycota; Agaricomycetes; Cantharellales; Ceratobasidiaceae. Gene Ontology annotation, molecular function: zinc ion binding; metallocarboxypeptidase activity.
AUGUUGAAUAUAUCUAUACGAAUCAGCGACGUCCUCAUUUCCGUCCCCCUAUUCACAUUAUCCACACCUACUCAGAGAAAAGCGUAUGCGGGUACCAAGGUCUAUCGUAUCCCGACUGGAAAUCAGGAGCAGACGGAUCGGAUCUCCAAUAUGAUCGCAACACUCGGGGUUCCUACCUGGAAGUCGGCCAAAGUCGCCUUUUCGCAUGUGGAUGUUGAAGUAUCCAAGGAUCGAUUAACUGCUUUUCAUGAUGCCCUGAAGCAGAUCAACCCUCAGGUCGAUUCCCAGUUGAUUACUAUGCAUGACGAUCUGAGCGUUAGUAUUGCAAAGGAGGCUGAGGGUAUGAAUAGCCCAUACAGGGAUGCUUUUGUUGGUUUUGCCAAUGCAGCCUGGUUUACUAGCUAUCACACUUACGCUGAUCACUUGACGUUCUUGAGCGAUCUCGUGAGCACUUUCCCUAACAAUGCCAAGGUUGUUAUGGGUGGAACCUCGUAUGAAGGACGCCCUAUUACCGGAAUCAACAUAUUCGGGAGCUCUGGAUCCGGGACAAAACCUGCGAUCAUUUUCCAUGGAACCGUUCAUGCUCGUGAAUGGAUCACCACAAUGGUGACCGAACAGAUCGCAUACAGUCUGCUUUCGAACUAUACUACCUCUGCAACGAUCAAGAGUUACGUCGACAAAUACGAUUUUUAUAUUUUCCCUGUCGUUAAUCCUGAUGGUUUCGUAUAUACUCAGACUACCGAACGAUUGUGGCGCAAGAACCGUCAGCCGCCUCCAUCUGGAACGUGCUACGGCCGAGACAUCAACAGGAACUGGCCCUGGAAGUGGGACGUUGCUGGGGGUUCUUCUACUAGUUCGUGUUCCGAGACUUACAGAGGUGCUGCCGCCGGAGACUCUCCCGAGAAUAAAGGAUUGGCUGCUUUUAUCAAUGCAAAAGCCAACUCGGCGGCUGGGGCCAAGCUUUAUGUCGACUGGCACUCUUAUGGUCUAUAUUUCAUGGGACCAUAUGGAUACUCGUGCUCUGCAAACGCUGCUGACAAGACAGAGCACACAAAGCUGGAACAAGGUUUCGCGGCUGCUUUCAAGGCACCCUAUGGCAAAACCUUAAAGACCGGGCCGAUUUGUUCGACUAUCUACCAAGUCUCGGGCGGAAGUGUCGACUAUGCAUACGAUGUUUCAAAGAUCAAGUAUUCAUUUACUCCCGAGCUACGUGGAGGGUCGUCGGGUAGCGGGUUUGUCCUGCCCCCUGCUGAGAUUCUUCCGUCUGGAAUUGAGGCAUAUGAGGGAGUCAAGUAUCUUCUGGCCAAUAUGGUUUAA